CUCAACUCACAAAUAACCGCCCAUAACACAUUCAUGCGAUUCUUUUAUCCUCGCCACCUUGCUUUCCUUACAACGCCUAUAAACAUGUCUAGAUAUUGAUGCCCUUGGACUCUGCUCCGACAGCGGAUGACGUCUUCGCUGCAAUGUUUUCCUACCAUCCGCGCGACCCCCUGCACCCAACGCAGUCCCACCGGCUUAACUCCCAUCAACGAACCAGAACGAGCGCUCCUUCAGAGGAACUCACUCAGGGCUCGACCAUAUCAGGCCUUACCUCUCUUGAGAACGACACAGACGAAUUCGGUCAAUUCAUGAUACAGCAAGCACGCGACGAGAAGCGACUACGUAGUGCGAUAAACAGCAAUGUACCGAUACAACCUUUCCGCAAAGCGCGCAAGCAGCAAUCCCUGUCCUUGACCUUCCAGAAUCUCGAACGUUCAAACUCCGAUAGCAAAUACGAGCUAGGCUAUGGUGCAAACAGGGAAGCGGGCAGCCCGGCUAGCAUCAAUGGCAGUGAUAUGUCAGAUCCUCCUUUGCGGUUACCCACGACCUGGGGACGGAAAGGACGCGUCAAUCGUGACUGGAUAAAGACCAUUGCAGCUCCUCAGGAUGCGACAGGCGAGUUAGGACAGGAACGUUGGGGUCACGACACAGCAUCAAGGAGCAAGAGGUCGAGCCUUGGACCAGCGAGAGAUUCACGACGUUCAAGUCUAAGCCCCAAUCUUGAGACUUCCUUUGCAAAACGGCUGUCGGUGUCUCCUACACCAAGAAGCUACUCGCCUGUUGCCAGGGUCUCUUCUCCGAGCCCUCGCAGCUCUUCGCCAUUCCCAAGAUCCGGAACCCCAGUGUCUCGAAUACCCCAACCCUCGCCAAAACCUGCUACGCCAACCCCCAGCGCAUCAAGAAUCCCUCGACUAGCCAAAUCAAAUUCAGCGCUUCAUGAGAUAGCUGCUUUGGAGCUCGAAAGUGACCUUAGCCUGAAUUCGGUCAUCACUUCGACGCCUGCGCCUUCUUCCAGGCUACUUCAAUCUAUAAGGUCGGAACGAGUCAAACUAGAGCAGGCGAAGAAGGACCUGGACGAAGAGCAUUGCUCAACUAUCAUCAACACUGUACUCGGCCCUGAGGUAGAUAGCUCAGACUCCACAAGAGACACCCUCCGCGCGCUUUCUCGAAUACUGACGCCCAGGAAAUCGCCCCCAGAGGAGCAAGCGCAAGCGAAAGCACACCAUGAUACUAAAUCAAAGCCGUCCGCACCUGUUACAGAGAGGACAGAUACGAUUCUAGAAGGGGCUAUAGACUCAGCGGAGGAACAGACGAGAGCAAAUGGCAAGGUGGAGGAGGAUCCAGACAUGGAAAUCAGAGCUUCUUUCGAUAUAAAGCAAGAAAGUCCAAAGCGCAAAGCAGUCGCUCGAUUUGUUGAAAGUCCGCGACGGCAGAGCCAGCCUUCAAAUCAGACUCACAACAAAAGUCUCAGUGUGCCGAGUCUGGCAGCAUCUUCUGCCCGAGAGGCUACCUCUAACCCAGCCAACCUACGAAAGAGAUCCACCACAGAUAGUGAAACAAGGAUAAAGCCGCGUGAUCCUGCGCCGGACAAGUCACCCACGAAGCUGGCCCGGGUCGUGACUCGCCCUGAGCUCCCCAAGUCCGCCCUCGAAGCCCUUCUGUCUCGCGCCAAAUCUACCGAGGAGACUCUCGAACCAUUAGGCGAUUCGACGAUUGACUCACUCGAGGACUUUUUCACUAUGAAGCGCUCUGGUAGUGGCCAGGACGACCUCGAGGACGACACUCUCGCGGGUAUUCAAGUUGCCAACAAUCCGCCAAAGAACGAUAAUGAGCGUAAGCGCUUCCAUGAGGUUGACCAGCUCGUCGCGAUGAACACACGACUACGCGCCACACGCGCCAACCUCCGGCAAUCAAGCCAAGGUUUGCGUAAGUUUGAGCACCAAGUCAACUCCAAAUCUCAAGAAACUGUGCCCUUUAAUCCCAAUUCCUCUACAUCCUCUACGUCGUCUGUUAAUUCUAUCAUGGCCGCGGAUGGUACGCUACACACGUGCCCUUCGACGACGAGAGAAAUCCUCAUCAUCAAUCCAUUUCUCCUAUUAUGGGCAGCUUUCAUUCGUCUAUUCUUUUACAUCGACCCGGCCACGAGCAAAAAGCAUAUGACGUGGUUCGGACUGGCAACUUUCUCAUUUUUAGGCUGGUUGGUUCUGGAAUGGAGUGCUUGUAACACAUUCUGCAGGCCGAGAUAUGCGGUGCGCAUGCAAGGGUACGGUAUCGACUUGUACGCGCCUGAGUUCCCAUUCGUCAUCCCAACACUCGUGUGGCGAUUUCUAGGUCUUGGGCCUGAUGAAGAAGAGGGUAGGUUUUGAAUAUGCUGCAGCACAUAGCGUGGCGUUUUGGUAUUGCGUCUACUAUUGGACAUAUCACGACUUUCAUGAUGGGGUUUUGUGGAUUUCUUGACCAGAAGUUGUAUUGUUGCGAUGUUGGGGUACAGCU
This is a messenger RNA of Pseudovirgaria hyperparasitica, 2493 nucleotides long. RefSeq lists its product as uncharacterized. The coding region runs from base 99 to 2366 and encodes 755 amino acids. Lineage: Eukaryota; Fungi; Ascomycota; Dothideomycetes; Acrospermales; Acrospermaceae. The record is from RefSeq and is a predicted model, not a curated record. The transcript has a single exon.